AUGGAUCUAUCCACGAUUCCGUUCGGGGCGCCUGUCAUUCUUCAGUCGAUUCGUAAACAUAUAAAUCUGCAGAAUCCUCUCGGGUCCAAGAAAGCUCGUUGUCUAACAGACAAUCGUGACAUCUACGAGCAGCUCAUUUUACAUCGAGUUCGCGACGACAAGAUCGCUAUCCAGUCUCGUCACACCGGCCGCUUCCUGCAAGUUCGCGUAUCUGGAGAAUGCGUGUUUGAUCCCACUGAGCCUGGCGAGUGGGAGCUCUUUACUAUGGAGACGGACUCGAGUUGCGCUCUCUACUUCGUAUCGUGCCACACUGGAAAUGUCCUCCAGUGUGACGACAAUAAAGCGGUCAAGUGUGCGAAUCAAAAUCGUCAAGAUUGGGAGGCAUGGCGGAUCGUGGAGCCCCGCUUCGUUGCUACCAUCAACCAAACGCAGCGUGUUUUGGAUCAGCGCCACGUCCUUGCUGGCACAGACCGCCAGCACUUUGUCCUGGAGCUUGCAAAAUGUGGUAAAACACCUCAAGAAAUCGAGAAGAUCGUGACGAGCAUGUUUGAUGACCCUGCUAGCUCGCCAGUAGCUGUUCCAGUCGCUACCGAGUAG
Messenger RNA from Peronospora farinosa, 597 nucleotides. Lineage: Eukaryota; Oomycota; Peronosporomycetes; Peronosporales; Peronosporaceae. The record is from the annotation of a GenBank genome assembly.